AUGGAAACCCCAAACCCACCAUCAGCCUACACACAAACGCAAAUAACAAAAUACAUACACUACAUCGGCCUCCCAGAAAGAUACACAGUAUACCUCACCAACCCCCAAGCCUUCCCCAAAACAGAACAAGCAUUGAAAGACCUUUUCCGGUGCCAGAUCACGCGUUUCCCAUACGACAAUCUAACAUGCCACUACUCCGCCACGCAAUUAGCACAGAUCCAGCCCGAGAGAAUCUACACCAAACUCAUGGGCCAUGGAGAUACUGUUCCGUCCGGUAGAGGAGGAUACUGUCUCGAAGUUAGCAUCUUCUUCCAUCAUAUACUCCGCGGUCUGGGGUUUUCCGUUUAUAUGACUGGAGUCCGGAACCGGGAGAGGGUCGAUGGGAUACCACAGGGGGAGUUUAAAGGAUGGACACACAUAAUAAACAUAACCCGCCUCCCAACAGGCCAAGAAUACCACGUCGACGCAGCAUUCGGCGGAGACGGAGCAACAAGCCCACUACCCCUGAUACCGGGACAAAUCACACAGAAUCUAGGGCCACAGCAAGUCCGUCUGAUAUACGAUACCAUGCCGAAGCAGACGAGGCCAGAGCAGAAAGUGUGGAUCUAUCAGUAUCGCAAUGGUGUUGAGAAGCCGUGGAAUUCUUUCUAUUCGUUCGCGGAGUUGGAGUUUUUCCAGGAUGAUUUUGAGGUUAUGAAUCGGUUUACUAGUUGGGAUGCGGUGCAGAAGAGGAGUUUUGUUGUUGUGAGGUUUUUGAGGAAUGGGGAGGAUAGGGGGCUGAGCAUUUUUGAGGGGGACGGGGUUGUGGGAGAUGGUGAUGUUUUUGUGGUUGGGAAGGUUAUGAUGGUCAAUAAUGUUGUGAAGUUGAACAUGGGUGGGAGGACUAGGAUUGUUGAUUCUUUUGAGGGUGAUGAAGGGAGGUUUAUGGCUCUGAGGAAGUGGUUUAAUGUUUCUCUUGACCAUGGAAUUUAA
Molecule: messenger RNA, 972 nt
Organism: Penicillium canescens
Lineage: Eukaryota; Fungi; Ascomycota; Eurotiomycetes; Eurotiales; Aspergillaceae
Exons: 2
Coding region: 1-972 (323 amino acids)
Molecular function (GO): acetyltransferase activity
Source: RefSeq, a predicted model, not a curated record